CAUAUGUGGUAACCAUCUACUAACAUCAGUAUCGAUGGCAAUAACUGUGCCUACGUAUACAUGGUUUUUACGUUAAAAUCUUAUUGUUGAACUAAAAGCUUAUUACAAUACAAAUUAAAGUAUCGUGUUUAAUAAUCAAUGAUUUAUAAAUAUUUUUGACAGCACCUCUUUGACGUUGUAAAAUGACACUUUUCCUGUAUUUCAAUUUCGACGAUUAUCGUCUGCAAUUCCAACCUAAUUCUAUUUAGAUAUAUUUAUGUAAAUUCAUAUAAUUCAAUAAAAAUAAUACAGUAACAGAACGUUUCGCCAAAAUGUUUAAAAAAUUUAAGGACAAACUUGCAGAAGAAAUGAAACAAUCACCUGCCAGGCUGCAAGCAAGCAUGCAGCAAUUAGCACAGGCAGUUGUGUCACCAGCAUUGUCCACUAGCUCGAUACAAGAACUAUCUGCAUCAAAUGACAAUUUUAGUUUGACGGAGGAAGGAGAUGAAACUCCAAAAAACAGUCCUGCUAAACAUGGUUUUCAAAAUGUAGAUUUAAUGUCACCCACACCAAAUUCAAUAGGCAUUUCUAGGAGAUCAUCACUUAAUAGUGUGACUAGUGAUACCUCAUCUCUUUUUCCAAUUUAUGAAAGUCCUGCUAAUUUAUAUCAUUUGCAAUCUGAUAUGGAUCAAUCUGCGAGUGAAAUAGAAGAAAAUAUAAGUUCACAAUUGGAUAAAGUUACGAAAGAUCAAAUAUAUUCGGCAUAUCGAAAAGUACAAGCAAAAUAUCAUAAAUAUCGUGGAAGAUACACUGAUUUAGCAACACAUUAUCGAGAAUUAGAAAGAGUGAAAGGCAAGUUAGAAUCAGUUUUAGUUGAAACACAGGACAAAGUAUUGAGACGAAUUGCAGAUCUAAAAGAACAAUGUCAACUAGAACAACAGGCAAAGGCUCAUUUAGAAGAAGCACUAAGAAAUGAUAUUGAAGAAAAGGAUCAUAUAAUAAAUACAUUAAAUACAAAGAUCAAGCUUCUGCAAACUAAUGGACCAAACUUGGAUGUUAUAAUGUCAGGUGCUACAAACGAAGAUAAAGGAAACACAGAAAAUGUAAAGGAUAAUCUAAUUGAUUUAAACACUGAUUCGUUGGAAAAUUCUACUGAAAAUUCUUUGUUAAUGGAAAAUACACAAUUGAAAGAUAAACUGAAAAAGAUAGAAAAUCUUGUUUUUAAAUAUAAGGAAUCUUUAAAACGGAAUAAAGAAAAAUUCACUAAAGUAUUAGCAGAGAAAAAUACAUUAGAAUCUGAUUAUGAAGCAUUAAAGAGCUCUUGUACAGAAAAAGAUAAAGAAUUAAAUAAUGCACAUGUAGAAAUUAGAAAUUUAGCGGAUCAGAUAAUUAUUUUAAAGAAGCGCGAAGAAGAGUCUGCCAUAUCGUUAGCUGAAAAUAAACUCUCGAUACACAGAGAAUUGGAAGAUAAAGAGGAACAAAUAAAAAAAUUGCAAUUGGAUUUGAAACAUAUGGUAGAGUCUAAGGAUAGCUUAAAUGAAGUUGUGAAUAAAUAUAAAACUGAACUGGAAAAGCUGAAAUUGAUACAAAGCACACAAAAUGUAGACGCAGAAAAGAAAGAAUCGGUUACUUUGGAAGAUAAAAUUGACGCGAAACCUCACAAUGGAGAUUCUAACAAAGAAAAUACAGAAGAAACAAGAAUAGAAGACAAUGAAAUGUAUCAAAAUUUAAAAUCUAAAUUUGACGAAAAGGAAACCGAACUGCAGAAACUGAAAAAUACGUUAGGAGAACUACAAAAACUUACAGAAGAAUAUCAAAAUAACAAAGAUAAAUUAUGUAUGGAGCUUUCGGAUUACAAACUUAAAUACACAGAACUUAAAAGUGAACAGGAUGCUCAAAAAAUCAUAGCAGAAGAAAAAAAGAAAGAAGCUGAUGCAGUGGUUGAAAAAUUGCAAGCUACGGUGCAAAGUCUAGAUAAAGAAUUAGAAAAUAUGAGGAGUGCUUUAAUGGAUAGAGAUAAGGUAUGCGAAAAUUAUAACGCGAAAGUUAACGAAUAUAAAUUGAUGCUUGAAAAAGCUAAUGAAAAGUUAUUAGCUCAAGAUGUAGAAAUAAAAACCCUUAAAGAAAAAGAGCAACAAACUACAGACGUGAUUAAAUCGAAAAACGAGCUAGAAAAUAAAAUCAGUGAAUUAUUAGAAACCUGUAAUGAGCAUCAAUCUUGUAAAUCUAUAAUUUCUGAUCUUAAGAAUAAACUUCAAACCCAUAGUUCUAACAUUGAUUUACUUCGCGAAGAAAAAAAUAAUUUAAUUAAAAAUAUUUUAAAUUACAAAAUUUCUAUCCAAAAAUUAAAAGCAGAUAAUAAGCAUAUUAAAAGCGACAUAACGGAACAUUUCAUGCAAUUUACUAAUGAAAUUUUUAGUUUGAAAAAUGUACUUGAUACAUGUUUGGAAAAGAAGAAUGCGACACAGAAUGUUGAAACAGAAAAUUUACAAAUGAAAUUGAAAGAACUUGAAGAAUUUAAACAAAAAUACGACGAAUUACAAACAGAAUUGAAAGAUACAAUAUGUAUUAAAUCUAACUUGCAAGCAAACUUGGAAAAAUAUAACGAACAAUUAAAAGAAAUGUCGAUAAAUCUUGAACAGCAAAAUGAAAUUGAUGUAAAAAAUCGUAAACUUAUAGCUGAAAUAGAUAAUCUUAAUUUUAAAUUAUAUGAUUUAAGAAAUGUAUCGGAUGAAAUGAACUCGUUAAAAGUAGAAUCUAAAUUUUUGAAGGAAGAACUUAACAAUGUUAACGCUGUAAAUCAAUUGCUUUCUAACGAAAUAUCAGACUUAAAAGUGCAACUUGAGAAAUCAAACAACAAUAAUAAAGAACUGCAAGAAGAAAAUUUGAAUACUAUAUCACUGUUUAAAUCUGAAAAUUCUAAGUGUAAUAAAUUGGAAGAUACAAUAAAUUCUUUGCAGUCAGAAAUUACUGUUUUAAAUGAAAAUAUAUCUGAAAGAGAUAAGCAAAUAAAUGUUUUAAAUGAAGAACUAAAAAAUAAAGAAAGUGUUGUAACCGAUUUAAAGAAUGAAUGUGAAAAUUAUACAACAGUAGUUGCUAAACUUACAAACAAUAACAAAAAAUUACAAAAAACAGUACAAGCAAAAUUAACUCAGCUGAAAGAGUCAAAAGCUAUUGAAGAAGAACAAGCCCAAACAGUACAACAAUUAAAGGAUGAAUAUAAUAAACUGAUAAAAUUACCAGAUGUGAUUACUACUUUGAGAACUGAAAACACAAAAUUAUUAGAACAAUUAAAUACAUUAGAGAAUGAAAUAAGUGCAUUGAAAUCGGAAAACGAUCAAAUAAUUACACUAAAAAAUAAUAAUUCAUCUAUAACUUCAGAAUUGGAACAAUUAAAAUCGGUUCAACAUGAAAUUGAUUUGGAAAAUAAAAAUCUAAAAUGUACGCAAAAUGAAUUUUUAAAACGUAACCAAGAAUUACAUGAAUGUAAUGAAAAAUUAGAAGAAGAUAUUGUAAAUUAUAAAAAGCGUAUAGAAGAAUUGUUAAAUAAUAAUAAAGAAUUAGAGAAGGCGAUCGAGUCACAUAGAAGUAGCUUACACGGCCAAAACGAAGAUAUACAAAAGCUAAAAGAUCAAAUUACAGCAUUAAAUGCAGAGUUGCAAUCUAAAACCGAAAAUCUGAAUUUACAGAUUGAAGAAUUUAGGUUAUGCAAAAAAGAAGCAGAAGAUAUGAAAGAACAUUUAACGAAAGAAAAUAAAAAUUUACAUAAUGAAGUAUGUAAAUUAGAUGCUGCUUUGAAAAAUCGAGAAGGUACAGAUGAGAAAAAUAAAGAACUUGUGGCAAAUCUAGAGUUACUAGAAAAAGAGCUUACAAGGCUAAAAACUAUUGACGAAGAAAAUAGUAAUUUAAAAUCAGAAAUAAAUAGUUUGAAUGAAACAAAAAUUAAUUUAGAAAAAACGCAGUUACAAUAUAAGGAAUUAACUAAUGAGUAUGUGUCUUUAAAAAAUAAAGUUAUAGAAUUAGAAAAUGUAAAUUCUAUCAAUGUAGAACUUCAAUCGCAUGUAAAUAACUUAGAAGCUAAGAUUUCUAGUUUAGAACAAGUAGAGUCUAACAAUGCUAAAUUGGAACUUGAACUUAGUACAUUAAAAGCUAUGAAUACAGAGUUAUCAACUCAAGUAAAUAAUAAAGAUGUAGAAAAACAGCAAUUAUUAGCAGAAUUAGAUGAAUUGAAACUUACUGUAGAUGAAAAAGUAGCAGAAUUGAAAUUAUUAGAUACUAGAAAUAUGGAAUUAAUAAGAGAAAUUGAAGGGAAAAAAUUGUUAACAACGGAAGAUGAAGCAAUAAUAGAAACAGACACAACUAAAAAUACUAUUGAAUAUAUGAAGGAUGAAAUUGUUAGAUUGCACGCAGAAGCAGAAAUUCUCAAAAAAACAAAUAUUGCAUUGCAAGAAAAAGUACAAAAUGGGAGUGCAAACAAAACUAUGGAUGAUUCCUUUAUUAAAGAAAGUGAUAGGUUGCAAGAAGAAAAUAAGAAAUUGGAGGCACAAUUAGAUGAAGCAUUAAUUACCUUCCAAGCAAAGGAAUUGCAAAUGCAAAUUGUGAAUAAUGAAUUGAAAAGUCAAGCAGACAAGCUAAAAGAGGAAUUGAAAACGAAUGAAGAAGAGCAAAGUAUGAGAUUAAAGCAAUUAGUUAAAGAAUUUCAAGCUCAGUUACAUGAUAAAGAGGAGGAACUACAUGCUGCGCUGGAAAAACGAUUCGACCGGCAACAAAAUUAUGAAUCAAAUCUUAUCCAGCAAUAUAAAGAACAAUUAAAAGAUUUCCAAAUAGAAUUAACAACAAAAUCUGAACAAAUUGAAAAUCUAAUUUUGGAAAAUAAAAAUUUAAUAACAGAAAAAAACAAAGAUAUAAAUCAGUUAAUGGAAAAAAUUACGUUAAUGAAGAAAGAACAUGCAGAUGAAAUGAGAGAAAUUGAAAAAAAAUGGAAAUCAAUUGUACAACAAAAAACUGACAAAUUGGAAGCAAAACACGAGGAAGAAAUUAAUGAAUUAACAAGAGAAUGGCGAAAUGAAAGAAGGCCUGAUGUACAAAAUGAUUUAACUUAUAAGGAAUUAGAGAGUACUUCGCGGGUUGCAAUGGCUGCUGUACAAUCUAAUACAGGUUCUUUUCAUACUCUUCAACAAACAUUAACGGCUCAGAGACGAGAAUUAGCUGAACUUAGAAAAUUAGUGAAAUUAAGGCAUGAUACAUUAGAAGAUUCCACAGAAAUUGAAUACCUUAGAAAUAUUUUAUUUGAAUAUAUGAUGGGAAGAGAAACAAUGGUGCUUGCUAGAGUAAUCGCUGCAGUCGUCAAGUUUGAUCAAGAACAAACGGCAAAAAUACUUAAAAAAGAAGAAGACAAAAUGACAUUGGUAAAAAGUUUGCUUGGUUCUUUGGGUCUCACAUAGUGAAAAGUCGUGUAUAUAAUAUAAAAAAUGUAAGUACUUUUGCAUAUUAGGUUAUAAGCAUUUUGUAUUUAUUUAUGAGGUAUACAUAUUAAAACGGUGGACAUUACUCCACCAAAAUAACAAGUAUGUUAUAUGUAGAAGAUACUCAAUGUAAAUUUUGCACAAUUACUCAAAGGUUCAUUAUUAGAUAUAAUUGUUUUGCUUUCUAGUAUAUGUAAUCUACCAUAUAAGGAUAAAUAAGAACUGUUCAUCUAUAAACAUGGUAUGUUAAUAUUAACUUUUAUAACUAUUUAUAAAUUAAUUAAUAGAAUAAACAUUUAUUGUUACAAAA
Messenger RNA from Megachile rotundata (alfalfa leafcutting bee), 5754 nucleotides. RefSeq lists its product as uncharacterized. Gene Ontology annotation, molecular function: small GTPase binding. The record is from RefSeq and is a predicted model, not a curated record. Gene Ontology annotation, cellular component: Golgi apparatus. NCBI's taxonomy places the organism in Eukaryota, Metazoa, Arthropoda, Insecta, Hymenoptera, Megachilidae. Gene Ontology annotation, biological process: Golgi vesicle transport.